AUGGCUUGGAUAUCCAUAUUACUGUUCGUCCUCGCAUCGGCUCCAACAUUGGCCCACAUUGACCGACAACGUAUAGUUUCCAAGUACAAUGUAGUCCGCUCCAAGCUGAUCACCAAAGAAACGACGCCUCUCCAAGUGGGCAAUGGGAACUUUGCAUUCAACGUAGACAACACUGGAAUGCAGACAUUCCUUCCAUUCAAUACACUUUCCAGUUGGGGCUGGCAUAAUGACUCUGUGCCAAGCAAUGGAGAGAAGAUCGACGAUUACCAAGGAGUCAGUAUGCUAACUCAUGGGCGCAAUGUCUCGUACGACAUUCCCGAUCCUGACCUCCCUGAGGCAUCGCAAUGGCUCGUCGCCAACCCCAACCGUAUCAACCUAGGCCGAAUUGGUCUUCGGUACAAGGGCUCAUUGAUCUCGGUGUCACAAACUACAGAGCCAUCUCAGAAGCUCGACCUGUGGAAUGGGGUGAUCGUGUCUACAUUUCGGAUCGAUGGGCAGCCCGUCAGCGUCGUGACUCAAGGGGACCUUGACUCCGAUUCAGUGACAUUCCAUGUCGAGUCGAACCUAGUCGCGACCGGUGAUCUAUCCGUCGAGCUAGAUUUCCCCUAUCCUCCAAUUCAUUCAACUAAGUAUAAGUACGAGGUCUUUGUUGGUGUUUAUGACUUUCCGCAGAAUCAUACUACCUUGCUUCUGGAAGAUUCAAAAGCAAAUACGGCGCAUAUACGGCAUGAAAUACAAGAGAUGCAAUACUUUGUGAAUUUGCAAUGGGAUCCUGAAGUCCCGCUUCGGCUCUCUCGGGAAGAGAAUAAAACUCACCGAUACACUCUCAAGCCCGAAUCAUCAUCUACCAUAGCUUUCAUAGCAAAUUUCUCACCACAGAAACAAGCAGCCGGUUCGCCACGAGCAGUUCGGGAGCGCAGCUCUACGGCUUGGAACCAGUACUGGGCUCAGGGAGGCUUUGUCGAUCUCACCUCCUCAUCAAACCCCAAAGCAGACGAGCUGCAGCGCCGAAUUAUCUUAUCACAGUACCAUAUUCGGGUCAAUAGCGCAGCCACAGGGCAGUCACCCCAAGAGAGCGGCUUGAUGAACAACGGGUGGUAUGGCAAAUUCCACAUGGAGAUGGUGGUAUGGCAUAAUGCACAUUGGGUGACAUGGGGUCGGAAGCAACAUUUCGGUGAUAUAUUCCCAGCCUUAUAUGAAACAUUGCUCACGUCAUCGACCAAACGGGCAACAUCGAUGGGAUGGGAUGGAGCCCGGUGGCCAAAGAUGACUGAUAUUGAGACUGGAGUAAGUUCUCCGGGAGGUAUUAAUGGUCUCCUCCUAUGGCAGCAGCCUCACCCCAUGUAUCUAGCCAGAUUAGCUUACCAGGCAUCGCCCACACAAGACACCCUUGAGCGAUGGGAUCGCGUGUUAACCGCCACGGCGGAUUAUAUGGCGUCUUACGCUUGGAAGAACACAAGCUCGGGCUUUUAUGAUCUGGGGCCCCCGUCUUAUGGUGUAACGGAGAACACGCCUCCCAUCAAAAGCCGCAAUCUAGCCUAUGAGAUCGCCUACUGGAGAUACGGGCUCGAUAUCGCCCGUGAGUGGAAGAGGAAACUCGAUCAGCCCAUUCCCAAUAUAUGGACAGUAGUGGCGGAAGGCCUCGCUCCCCCUCCUCAGAUUGACGGCCUCUAUACGGUUUAUGAAGGGUUAAAUAGUUCUUGGUGGAAUGACACUUCCUUAACAAAAGACCCUCGUAGCUUGAUCAUGCUGCAAGGUAUCCUACCCGACACACCGGCGGUUGAUCCACAAGUUGCAUUACGAACAGCAAACAAGGUAGGAGAAAUUUGGACUGACGAUAAGAUUAGGGGAUGGGGUAGGCCCGUUCUUGCAAUCAAUGCGGCACGGAUUGGGAAUCCGGAGCGAGCGAUAUAUCACCUAACCGCGUUCGACUAUUGGAAUUUUGAUGAUGCUGGAUUUGCCGAACGUGGAGGAGAUGGAGGAACUCCUCCCCCUUUUAUGCCUGGUAAUGCUGGGUUACUUUAUGCCGUGGCAUACAUGGUUGCUGGUUGGGACGGAUCUCACGGCGAUACUCCCGGAUUCCCUCAGGACGGCAGUUGGGUAAUUAAGCAUGAAGGAUUACUCAAGGCUCCGUAG
Molecule: messenger RNA, 2136 nt
Organism: Aspergillus alliaceus
Lineage: Eukaryota; Fungi; Ascomycota; Eurotiomycetes; Eurotiales; Aspergillaceae
Product: Six-hairpin glycosidase-like protein
Exons: 12
Coding region: 1-2136 (711 amino acids)
Biological process (GO): carbohydrate metabolic process
Source: RefSeq, a predicted model, not a curated record